CCCCGCCCCCUUGGCAAUGUCUACAGCCUGCUGCACUCCCAAUUUAAGCAUUUAUUCCACUGGGAUAGAGGAGUCUAGAGCAGCGCUAGCACCAAAAAACCAUGGCUGGGAUUGUAUAUUUCACCGUCUUUUCGCUUCUCUUUGGAAUUUGCGAGGGUGUCACCGGUUCUCGGAUAUAUCCGGCCAAUGAAGUUACCUUAUUGGAUUCCAGAUCAGUUCAAGGUGAACUUGGCUGGAUAGCGAGUCCCUUAGAGGGAGGGUGGGAGGAAGUCAGCAUUAUGGAUGAGAAAAAUACACCAAUCCGCACUUAUCAAGUCUGCAACGUAAUGGAACCAAGUCAAAACAACUGGUUACGGACUGAUUGGAUUCCCCGUGAAGGGGCUCAAAGGGUUUAUAUUGAAAUCAAGUUCACACUAAGAGACUGCAACAGCCUGCCAGGUGUUAUGGGAACUUGCAAGGAGACUUUUAACCUGUACUAUUAUGAAUCAAGCAACGACAAGGAGCGUUUUAUUCGAGAAAGCCAGUUUGGUAAGAUUGACACCAUUGCUGCUGAUGAGAGUUUUACUCAGGUAGACAUUGGCGACAGGAUUAUGAAAUUAAACACAGAGAUACGUGAUGUGGGUCCAUUGAGCAAGAAGGGAUUUUAUCUGGCAUUCCAGGAUGUAGGUGCUUGCAUAGCCCUGGUGUCCGUUCGUGUCUUCUACAAGAAAUGUCCCCUGACAGUCCGUAAUCUGGCUCAGUUUCCAGACACAAUCACAGGAGCUGAUACAUCUUCUUUGGUCGAGGUUCGUGGUUCAUGUGUCAACAACUCAGAAGAAAAGGAUGUGCCAAAAAUGUACUGUGGGGCAGAUGGUGAAUGGCUGGUACCCAUUGGCAACUGCCUGUGCAAUGCUGGGUAUGAAGAGCAUAAUGGAGAAUGCCAAGCAUGCAAGAUUGGAUACCACAAAGCCUUCUCAACAGAUGUUGCCUGUGCCAAGUGCCCACCUCACAGUUUCUCCAUCUGGGAAGGUUCUACUUCUUGCACCUGUGAUCCAGGCUUUUUCCGAGCAGAAAAUGAUGCUGCCUCCAUGCCCUGUACUCGUCCCCCAUCUGCUCCUGAGAACUUGAUCUCCAAUGUCAAUGAGACAUCAGUGAAUUUGGAAUGGAGUUCCCCCCAGAACAAAGGUGGCCGUGAAGAUGUCUCUUACAAUGUGGUGUGUAAGAGAUGUGGAGCUAGUGAUCUGAACCGCUGCCGGUCCUGUGGGAGUGGUGUUCACUUCAGUCCUCAGCAGAAUGGUUUGAAGUCCACGAGGGUUUCCAUUACAGAUCUUUUGGCACAUACUAACUACACUUUUGAAAUCUGGGCAGUGAAUGGAGUAUCCAAGCAAAAUCCAAGCCAAGACCAAGCUGUGUCUGUCACUGUGACCACUAACCAAGCAGCUCCUUCUCAAAUUGCUUUGAUCCAAGCUAAGGAAAUAACAAGGCACAGUGUGGCAUUGGCUUGGCUGGAACCUGACCGGCCAAAUGGAGUCAUCUUGGAAUAUGAAGUUAAAUACUAUGAAAAGGACCAAAACGAGCGUAGCUAUCGCAUUGUGAAAACAGCAACCAGAAAUACCGAUAUCAAGGGCUUGAAUCCUUUGACUUCAUAUGUCUUUCAUGUGCGAGCAAGGACAGCAGCUGGAUAUGGAGACUUCAGUGGACCGUUUGAAUUCACAACCAACACAGUUCCUUCUCCCAUCAUUGGUGAAGGCACCAAUCCCACUGUCCUUCUGGUCUCAGUGGCUGGCAGUGUUGUCCUCGUGGUCAUUCUCAUUGCUGCCUUUGUCAUCAGUAGGAGAAGGAGCAAAUACAGUAAAGCUAAGCAAGAAGCAGAUGAAGAGAAACAUUUAAAUCAAGGUGUCAGAACCUACGUAGAUCCCUUUACCUAUGAGGAUCCCAACCAAGCUGUGCGGGAAUUUGCCAAAGAAAUUGAUGCCUCAUGCAUAAAGAUUGAAAAAGUCAUAGGUGUUGGUGAAUUUGGUGAAGUUUGCAGUGGCCGUCUCAAGGUUCCAGGGAAGAGGGAGAUCUGUGUGGCUAUCAAAACACUGAAAGCUGGAUACACAGACAAACAAAGAAGGGACUUUUUGAGUGAGGCCAGCAUAAUGGGACAAUUUGAUCAUCCCAACAUCAUCCACUUGGAAGGAGUAGUCACUAAAUGUAAACCUGUCAUGAUUAUAACUGAGUACAUGGAGAAUGGUUCUUUGGAUGCCUUUCUCAGGAAGAAUGAUGGCAGAUUUACUGUAAUCCAGUUGGUAGGAAUGCUCCGAGGAAUUGGUUCUGGAAUGAAAUAUUUGUCUGACAUGAGCUAUGUUCAUCGAGAUCUAGCUGCUCGAAACAUACUAGUUAACAGCAACUUGGUCUGUAAAGUUUCUGAUUUUGGUAUGUCCCGGGUUCUAGAAGAUGAUCCUGAAGCAGCCUAUACGACUAGGGGUGGUAAGAUUCCUAUCAGAUGGACUGCACCAGAAGCAAUUGCCUAUCGUAAAUUUACAUCUGCUAGUGACGUCUGGAGCUAUGGAAUUGUCAUGUGGGAAGUGAUGUCAUAUGGAGAGAGGCCUUAUUGGGAUAUGUCCAAUCAAGAUGUUAUUAAAGCCAUUGAAGAAGGCUAUCGGCUUCCACCCCCAAUGGACUGCCCCAUCGCUCUACAUCAGUUGAUGCUGGAUUGCUGGCAGAAAGAACGUAGUGACAGACCUAAAUUUGGACAGAUUGUCAACAUGUUAGACAAACUCAUCCGCAAUCCCAAUAGCUUGAAGAGGACAGGCUCAGAAAGCUCCAGGCCUAAUACUGCUUUGCUGGAUCCAAGUUCUCCUGAAUUCUCAAGUGUAGUUUCUGUUGGUGAUUGGCUUCAGGCUAUUAAAAUGGAGCGAUAUAAGGAUAACUUCACAGCUGCCAGCUAUACUACCUUAGAGGCUGUGGUGCAUAUGAACCAGGAUGACCUGGCAAGAAUUGGAAUUACUGCCAUUGCACACCAGAAUAAGAUUUUGAACAGCGUCCAAGCAAUGAGGACCCAAAUGCAACAAAUGCACGGCAGGAUGGUUCCAGUUUGAGACAGUACUGAAUAAACUCUAAACUCUUGAAAUUAGUUUACCUCAUCCAUGCACUUUAAUUGAAGAACUGCACUUUUUUUACUUCUUCUCCUUGCCAUUGAAAUAACAAUAAUAAUGAUUUGCAGCACUGUUUGAUAUAUAAAGAUUGCUAAUAGUGUUGCAAGGAGGGAACCUACAAUAAUGACAGGUCGUCAUUUGAGAACAAGCCUGGAACAAAUUGUUUCCUGGAAUACACUUAUAUGUGGAUCAGCAUUAUGUAAUAUACUUGUAUCUAUAAAACAUCCAUUCAACUUCUGAAGCUGUGUUUCCUGCCAGAUACUGCGCUUAAACAAAGGAAAUACUGUUGUUCACCCCAGCAGCCAUGGGAUUACAAUUAUUGUGUUUGAUCUGUGGAUAAACCAUUUUUUUCCCUUCAUCUUUUAUUGGAACAAAGAAUCUUCUGAACCAGGAAAUGUUGGCAUAUUCUAGGCAUCCAUGGUACUCUGCAGAAAGCUUAAAGGAAAAUAUUUGGAUGAUCAGUGCCUCUCAAGAUUUAUCCACUUGCAAUCUAAGACAGGGAGCAACCUUCACGGAUUACUGGAUUUAUUUAUUUUCUUUUAUCGAGGGAAGAAUGUUGGUUGUGGUUGCAUUAUACUGAGUAUAUCUGUCAUGGUUCUAGAAAUCAUCUUACUAGUCAGCCAUUCUUAAUGAUGGAUUUUCCAAAUCUGCAUCUAACCAUCCUUCAAGAGGCCACUGACAGUGCAAUACUGCAAAGAUAGUUUCCUUAUCCUUUCUUGAUACUGGAAGUCAUCAACUUUUUUAAAAUUUUUGAAUAUACAUCAAUAUCAAUACAUGAACAGUGAGACAUCUGGUUAUCAUUCAUUGGAUACAAGUUGUAAAGGCAAAAUGGACCCUGCUUUCUUGAAAUCAGGCCUUUCUGGUGAUCAUCUUAACCCUGGAAGAUAACAGACUAGAGACAAGCACCUUCAAUUGUCUCAGUUUAUUCAGCACUGACUUAGAGAAAAUGGACCACGAAUAAGCAGCUUUUACUUCCUGAAGAGUAUCUCUUUGGAUUUCUUCCUUUUGAAAAGGUUUUGUCAGCAACAAAAAGCAAAUAUAAGAUCCAGAUAAAGUUCUUUUAUUUCCACUUAAGGAAUGUACUGUAUAAAAGCCCUACAGACAUAUAUACACAUGCACCGUGCAUACACACACACACACACACACCUACAUGCUGUGUCUUUUUUCCCCCCCUUGCAUGUUGUUGCUAUGUCUCUCCAAAUGUUAGUAUCGGAGCCAUAAGGACACCAGGGCAAUGUACCCCUGUGCAGAACUUAGUUAACAAAAGCUGAAAUUGCAUAUGAUAGUCCAGCGAUACUUUAUGGAAAGUGUGCCAAUGCUAAAAUGUCAAUAUUUUUUAAUAGAAUGGAAAGUAACUUAUUGCUUCCAAGAUUGUGUGAGGAUAUGGAUGACUUUAAUGUGUGUGUGUGUGUGUGUGUGUGUGUGUGUGUAUGCAUGCAUGUGCGUGCGUGCAUGCACAUGUAAUAAGUUUGUUGCCUGUUGCACAGGGCCACCUGUGAAUAUGCAGAUAGCAUCUCAAGAUAAUUUGACAGUUUGUGGCUGGGCUGUUGAGUUACCGGGCCAGUAGGUGAGCUAUGCAACAGUAGGGAGAAAACACACAUACUCCUGAAUGUUCCAGUUCUGUAUCUAUACAUAUAUUAUGUAGCUGCCACACUAACCUUAAAAAUUAGUUCUCUAGCCUAGAGUAGGGACAUUUUCACUUUGGUUGUGGAGUGAUCCAUCAUGAGUUCCAUAAUGGCUAAAGAACAGCAUUGAUAAACAUUAGUCUUGCCAAGGCUGUUCAUUAUUGAAUCAGUGAUACCUUAAGGUAAAGUAGAUAGAGAAUAUAAGUCUUCACCCAUCAGCAGGUUGCUUUGAACUGGACUAUUUUUCUUUUUCUGGAAAAACAGUAUUGAAAAGACUUGUUGAACACAAAGAGAAAUAUGCAAUCCUUAUCCAUUCACAGAAAUGAAUUAUCCCAUGUGCCAUUUGCAAGAAUUUCUGGGCUUAUAAACUGACCGUGGAACAAAUUAUUCCUUCCCCCUCACCCAGCUGAAUAAUAUGAAAACAUUUAAAAUGAUCAAAACACAUUUAAAAUUUGAAAAAAAGUGACCAGGGUAUUUUCUCUGCAUUGCUACAAUAAUCUUUGACAAAUAAUAAUUGGUACUUGCUAGAAAGAUUGAUAGACCAUAGAGACUUUUCCUUUUCUAUAUAUAUAUAUAUCGAUUUUGGAAGCAGGUGGAUGGAGACAACCUGGAGACUAUACUGCCAUUCCAUAUUUUGAGCUCAGCCAUUGAUAUAUUUGAUCUGUUUUCUGAUUGCAGAAUAGUUUUUCUCUGCUGAAAUACAGUGCAUUACAAGUUAAAACAGAAUAGUCAAACCGACAUUACUGAGCGAGAAAAAAUAAAAUAAAAGAAUGUGUAAAUUUUGCAUUAAAAUUUUCUAGCGUUUUUGGAAUUUUUUAUCAAAACAUCUUUGCCUUUUCUCCUUCCAUCCCUACAGUUCUCUCUACCCUCUCCCAUUUUUGUUGUAUUCAUGAAUGCAAAGUCUAAAACCAAUUUUUGGGGCUCAGGUAUUUGUGCUGUUGGCAAUAAAAAGGCAUGAAACACUAUUAAGGAGCCAUGAGCUGCAUGGACUGCAAAGCCAGGACACAAUUGCAAUCAAGUAUACUAAACAAUACACAUUGCCCAGUAAAAGCCAGAAUGUUGUAUAGAACUGGCCUUCAUUUCUUCCUGGUUACAGAAGAGACAUCAACAGGACUAUUUUAACACAGCAAACCUCUAUACAUUAAGGAAAUAUCUGCUUACAACCUCACUGGUUAAUGUUUGUCCAGGUUUCUUGCUGUAUUAAAUUUGUGAUGGAUUUGUGUAUUAAAUAUAUAAAUAUAUAUAUGUAUAAAACAAAAAGCUGGUUCUAGCCAGUAACCAGAACUUCAAAGCAGUAUUUUUCUUUUACAUGCAUUUUCAUAACCAGAAAGAAAGCAUCCUGAAUAUUAAUUAGACAGAUUAAGAAGUUAAAAAAAAAAGAGAGUGCAUUUAUUUUUUGUAUCACUGCAAAUGUGUUGGAAUAUGCAAGGACUGUUUUAAAAAAUUAGAAUGUAUGAGGCAUAUGAUACUUUAGUCCAUACUGGGAGAAAAGAAAUCUUAACAGUGCAUUGCUUGGGUUUGCAGAUUUGAACAAUAUCUCAGAUAGAAAUAUAGAUUUUCUAUUUUAUUUUAAUUUGUAAUUUUUCCCUCUCCAUCAAUGUUAGGUACACAUAACUUAUGUCAUUUAUUUAUGGUCUUUUAUACCUAGUUUGUAAAAUUGUAAAAUAGCAAACUAAAUGCAAAAGUUUGCAUUUGAAAAUAAUAAAGUAGUUGCUGUACAAAUC
Pantherophis guttatus is the source of this 6468-nucleotide messenger RNA. The record is from RefSeq and is a predicted model, not a curated record. NCBI's taxonomy places the organism in Eukaryota, Metazoa, Chordata, Lepidosauria, Squamata, Colubridae.